CACGGAGCUCCUCUUGCUCAAAGACAGAAGGACUAAAUUGAGACAGAGCACAGUAGAAAUCCUUUGAAUUCGUCUCCUGGCAGGGAGCUAUGGCUGCUUCCACUUCUUCGACGCUGUUUUGGAACCGGACAGCUUGUGCUUCUUCUGUGUCAUGCAACAUCCCAGCUCGAGCAAAUGCACUUGUUCCAAUUUUGGCCUCCAGCAUUACAUUCAGAAUUUCUCCUUCAGAUUGUAGAAAAUCUCGCUUUGUGACCGUCGCUGUAUCGCAGAAGAAUGGAGUUGGGAAGAUUGGUAUCCGAGCGCAAGCUAGUUCGACAGUUUUGGUUGCCAAAGAGUUGGAGCGUGUGGCUGCCAAAGAAAGUCUCCUACUUUCUAUCAGGGAUGCCGGAGGUUUGCAAGGGUUGGCGGAUCCCGAAGCAGAUGCUCGUGCGAGAAUAGAUGUCAACGAAAAGAUACUCAUGUUGGAACGGCUGAAUCCAACUCCUCGACCAACAACGUCGGCACUGUUUGACGGGUCGUGGGAGUUCCAGUUUGCAGGAGCUCAAAGUCCUGGUCUUGUUGCCGCACAAACGCUCCUCAAAGGAUUCUCUCCUUCACUGGCUUCUAUCACUUCGCUCACUCUUCUCAUCGGGGAUGGAGUUGCGAAGGCGACGGGAAAACUCAAAGUCUUGAACACGGUUGAGAGCAUCUUCACUUUGACCUCAAAGCUUGAAGUGGAAGGCCCGCUGAGAUUGAAAGAAGAAUAUGUCGAGGGACUCAUCUCUACACCAACGGUACCUGAAGGAACUAUACCAUCGCAGCUGAAAGGAGUUAUGGAACAGUUUACAGCAGCUGUUGCACAACUUCCAGACAACAUGAAGGACAUUGUUUCUAGUGGUGUAAAACUUCCCUUAAACAACACUUUCUCAAGAGAGCUCCUCGUUUCGUACUUGGACGAAGAAGUUAUGGUUGCUCGUGAUAAAUCGGGUAUACCAGAUGUUCUUGUUCGUGUUGAGUCGUAUGUCACUUCCACCGUUGUGCCUGAAUACGUCAGCUGAUGCUUGCAUUAUGUGAUUACAAAGCUUUGUCCCUGUACUGUGUAAUUUAUAAUUCGUUCCAAUCACAAGAGAGGCCCAAUAAGAAUUAAGAGCAAAGGGUAUUUUCCUUCUUUGAAGGCAAGCUAGUUGAUUGCCAUGGACAUACAGAAUAUACUUCCAUUCUUUUCAUUACAGAAGACCUUAAGUUGCCCAUAAUGUCCAGCGAAUUUCGCAAAGCCGAAGCUGUUAUUUACAUGUAGCUGGCUUCCGUUUCUAUUGUGGUCGACGCAGUGCCUAGGCUGCUCCUACUCCAUAAUUCCCGGUUAUGGUCCGUGCACCUCUGUUAUGCGUUGUACUUUCACUAACCUUUGUGGUUCUCUGCAGGUUCGAUACUUCAGUGCUGUCAAUACAGUAUACUCACUGAUUGUCGAGUGUCUACCUUAUCGAUUAUAUUAUUAUAGAUUGCUGAACUCUUACCUGUAUCCGUUGCUUUUGUUUUGUACCUAUC
Marchantia polymorpha subsp. ruderalis is the source of this 1524-nucleotide messenger RNA. The record is from the annotation of a GenBank genome assembly. NCBI's taxonomy places the organism in Eukaryota, Viridiplantae, Streptophyta, Marchantiopsida, Marchantiales, Marchantiaceae.